UAUCUCAAUGUGCUUUUCGAUCUCGUUCACUUUGGAUCCUCUUUUCAUGGCAACAAGUCUCGAGUUGACUCCCUCACGAGUUAAGUUUGCCCAGAGACGGCAUGAUUCACAUGCCCCAAACGACGAGGGAGAGUGAGACCGACAGUGACUGGCAAGAUAUGAUGAUGCUUAUAGAUAAGAAAACACCACAUCUCUUUCCAGCUACAGGAGGUUGAUAGAAUGAAGCGAUACUGAUAGGACAAAUGGAAUAAGUCGUAUGACUGCUUAGUUGAUAUCCCAGGGUUGCGUCGCUACAUAUUAAGUCGCAAUGGUUCUGGACGCCGUAGGACGCUACCGCCGUGUGACAACUAUUUCGGUGGGCUAACACUCAAUCGACUCUUUUUUUCUUAGGACUCCUCAACAUUUCUCUGUCUUACCUGCGAGCCAACUUCCAACCAUGAGUACCCCAGCGAAGAGAAAGGCAUUGUCGCCGGCCGCACCAGCCAACACAGAUAAUGCCCUCACCGGUGCGCAUUGGCUUCAACAGGGAAUGCCAGAAGAGGAUUCCGAAGACGCGGACUCCAGCCUGCUGGGUAGCGAUGUCGAAAGUUCAACUGCUUCCGUCGCCUCGAGCAUUUUCAACUACCGUAUUUUCAAUGGCCGUACCUAUCACAGCGACGCCGUAACGGACAUAGAAUACUGGGCGCCCAACGACGAGAAGCAUCUCGACAGCUUGGAGAUUUACUAUCAUGGCGUCGAGCUGCUCAACGAUCAUCAGCUACACAUGUCGCCGCUGAAAGACGAUAUCGAAUACGUUAUCGACAUCGGUACGGGCGCAGGCAUCUGGGCGAUUGAUUUCGCUGACAAGUAUCCCAACUGUGAGGUGAUUGGCACCGAUAUCUCGCCCGUGCAACCCAGCUGGGUGCCGCCCAAUCUACGCUUCGAGAUCAAUGAUGCCUCGAAAGAGUGGACUUAUAAGCCGAACUAUUUCGACCUUGUUCACAUUCGUUUUUUUGUGGGCGCCAUUGAGGACUGGAACGCCUUCUAUAGAGAGGCGUUCAAAGUCUGCAAACCGGGUGGCUGGAUUGAACAUUACGACCAUUCGCCCGUUGUAACUUCUGACGACGGAAGCGUGGUCCCGGGGUCUGCUAUGGAUACGUAUGGCAAGGUGCUCGCGGAGGCUGCCCGAAGAAUUGGAAGAUCAGUUACGCUUGCCGACGACAAUAUUAUGGAGGAAGGAUUGAAGGCGGCUGGUUUUGUUAACAUCCAGUCGAAAAGGAUGAAAAUGCCGUUAUCUCCCUGGUCAGAUGACAAGAAGUUGAAGGAGGUCGGGCUGUGUGCUUAUUCCACACUCUCGGCAGAUGUCGAAGGCGUCGUCCAGUACUUUUUCGGUAACGUCAUGGGUUGGACGCCAGAGGAGAUCAGUGUGUUUGGGGCUCAUAUGCGCCGCGAGCUGAAGGACAAGAGCAUUCAUGGAUACUACCAUUGGAAAUAUGUGUGGGCGCAGAAGCCAGAGGACGCUCAGUAAAUUCAGGCGUUCGGCCCGGGUGAGAGAGGGG
Molecule: messenger RNA, 1538 nt
Organism: Neurospora tetraspora
Lineage: Eukaryota; Fungi; Ascomycota; Sordariomycetes; Sordariales; Sordariaceae
Product: S-adenosyl-L-methionine-dependent methyltransferase
Exons: 2
Coding region: 437-1507 (356 amino acids)
Molecular function (GO): methyltransferase activity
Source: RefSeq, a predicted model, not a curated record